Molecule: messenger RNA, 1413 nt
Organism: Prunus persica (peach)
Lineage: Eukaryota; Viridiplantae; Streptophyta; Magnoliopsida; Rosales; Rosaceae
Product: endoplasmic reticulum-Golgi intermediate compartment protein 3
Exons: 13
Coding region: 53-1213 (386 amino acids)
Cellular component (GO): endoplasmic reticulum; COPII-coated ER to Golgi transport vesicle
Source: RefSeq, a predicted model, not a curated record
UGAAAAGAAAAGAAAGGAAUUUGUUGAGACUAGUCAACGCAGGCCAGUGACCAUGGACAGCAUCCUUCAGAAGCUGAGGAAUUUGGACGCCUACCCUAAAAUCAAUGACGAUUUCUUCAGCCGUACACUCUCCGGUGGCAUUAUUACCCUCGCCUCUUCCCUCCUUAUCCUCUUGCUUUUCUUCUCUGAGCUCAGACUAUACCUCCACACUGUUACAGAGUCAAAGCUGCUUGUAGAUGCUUCAAGAGGAGAAACCUUACAUAUCAAUUUUGAUGUAACUUUUCCUGCUAUCCGGUGCUCAUUACUCAGUCUUGACACAAUGGAUAUCAGUGGAGAACAACAUUUUGACAUACGACACGAUAUAGUCAAGAAAAGAAUUGAUGCUCAUGGUAAUGUAAUAGAAGCUAAGAAGGAUGGAAUUGGCGCACCAAAGAUUGAUAAUCCCUUGCAAAGGCAUGGUGGAAGGCUUGAGCAUAACGAAAAAUAUUGUGGUUCGUGCUUUGGAGCAGAAAUGUCUGAUGAUGACUGUUGCAACUCAUGCGAUGAAGUUCGUGAUGCAUAUAGGAAAAAAGGUUGGGCACUGACAAAUGCAGAUAUGAUAGACCAGUGCAAACGGGAAGGUUUUAUUCAAAAGAUUAAAGAUGAAGAUGGUGAAGGAUGUAACAUUGAAGGAUCUCUUGAAGUUAAUAAAGUGGCUGGUAAUUUUCAUUUUGUAUCUGGAAAAAGCUUUCACCAGUCAAAUAUUCAUGUGCAGGAUUUGCUGGCUUUCCAGACAGAUAGUUACAAUAUAAGUCACAAGAUCAAUAGAUUAGCUUUUGGUGACUACUUUCCUGGCAAGCUAAAUCCCCUUGAUGGUGUACAGUGGAGGCAGGAAACACCGAAUGGUAUGUACCAGUAUUUCAUCAAGGUGGUCCCUACGUUAUACACCAAUAUUAGAGGCCGUACAAUUCGCUCAAAUCAGUACUCUGUGACAGAGCAUUUUAAGAGUUCAGAGUUGGGACACUCUCAGCUGCUUCCAGGAGUUUUCUUCUUUUAUGAUCUUUCUCCAAUUAAGGUGACAUUGAAAGAAGAACAUGUUCCAUUUUUACACUUUAUGACCCAUAUUUGUGCCAUAGUUGGAGGUAUAUUUACCGUUGCAGGACUUAUAGAUUCGUUUGUAUAUCAUGGUCAAAGAGCAAUGAAGAAAAAGAUGGAAAUCGGAAAGUUUGGGUGAAUCUGACAGUUGGGUAUGCGCUGCUCCAAUAUCCGUAGCUUUUUGAGACAAUUGUUUUUGAGUAGCUGUUUAUUGAGUUAUUGUCUCAUUAGUGUCAUUGAUCACAAAUUGUCACCAAAUAUGUGAAAUUAUUCUCUUUAGUAUCAAUUUGUAAGUUAAACUUGCUAAUUUUAAAAAGUGAUUUCAUGCAUUUGGACCAA